AUGCGGAGAGAAACGCAACAGAUUCAAUUGCAAGAACUCGAAGCAAAACGAGAAAAGGAAAGCAAGCGACUCGAACAAAUCAAACAGGGACGACAAGUCAAGAGCAUUCGAAAUUCACUUUCGGUCUUUCAACAGACGAUUGAGAAAAACAAGGAAUUUGGAUUCGAGUCUUCGCCCGUUCCAGAGGCAUGGCAAGCCAAGCAUGCCAAGAAACAAGACGACGAGGAGGAGGAACCCAAGAGACGCAUCACCGAUACAGAUGCCGCCAAAGCUGCCGUCCAAGAGUUGAAUGCCAGCGUCAAGCAGUUGCAAUGGCAAGCCAUUCAAGCUUCUUUUGAAGAAGAAGAGUCCGUGGAAGAAGAUGCCGCCUUGGAAUCGGCUUCGUCGUCGUCGUCGGUGGGUCGUCGGGAAUCUCUUCUCUUUUUC
This is a messenger RNA of Seminavis robusta, 426 nucleotides long. The record is from the annotation of a GenBank genome assembly. NCBI's taxonomy places the organism in Eukaryota, Bacillariophyta, Bacillariophyceae, Naviculales, Naviculaceae.